Diversispora eburnea is the source of this 1517-nucleotide messenger RNA. NCBI's taxonomy places the organism in Eukaryota, Fungi, Glomeromycota, Glomeromycetes, Diversisporales, Diversisporaceae. The record is from the annotation of a GenBank genome assembly.
UUAUAGACCCACCUGGAAGGUCUGAUGCGAAACAUAGUGAAGCAUCUAUCCCCACCUGGAAGGUCCUGAUGCGAAACAUAGUGAAGCAUCUAUCCCUACCUGGGAUACGAAGUGUCCUUUCUCCGAAAGAAGGUCAAUGUUUAUCAGCUUUGCGUUUAAUGCAAAACCCAGUUCCAGCUCCAGUAGGAAAUCCACCCAUUCAAAAUCCUGCUGAAAACCCAGCACCAGCUCCCGAUGACGAUCUCAUAUCAUUUAACGAAAACCCACCGACGCACCAGCCGAGAGAAGCAACCGCGCCGGCACUCGACCCAGAGGUAGGCCCUAGUACGAAGCGAAACAAAACUAUCUUAAUCCAUAAAAAUAUAGCAAAUGGAAUUGAGUUUUAUAAUGGAAAAAGAAAAUGGUAUGGUGUUAAAGAAGAUUUUCACGCAUUAUAUAACAAAUAUCAUUUUAUUAAAGCAGAUAAUACUGAAACAGUUAUAGAAACAUAUAAAAGAAUUAUCGAAGAAUCAGAAGCUAUAGCAGAAAAGACAAAUAGGCAGGUUGAUAUGCGGAAAUCAGGAAGUUAUACUUUAACGAGUUUAAAACUUUUUCGAGAGACAACUUUAGCACCAAAAAGAAGUGAAAAAAUAGACGAAAAAGAAAAUGCUUGGCUAAAUUUAGCAUCAACCGGCGCUCUAGUAUUUGCAGAAAAAUAUGAAGGAGAAGCCAACCAAUAUGACGUAAAUUCAAUGUAUAUAUAUGAAAUGUUAAAGAAAGAAGCAUCAUGGCCAAUUGCACCAGGUAAGUUCCAUACUAUAGACGUAUCUUUAGUAGAAAAGUGGACUAAAUUCCCAUAUGGAAUUUAUAAAGCAACAAUAGAAGGAAAUCCACCGAAGAAAAGUCUCCAAUGUACAAGAUAUUUGCGAUAUAAUCCACAUGGGAUUUAUACACAUUAUGAUUUAGAAUGUGCUAAGAAAAAUGGUCUAAAAGUAUAUUUAAUGAAUGAUUCUCCAAAUGCGAUUAUAUAUGAAAUAAGUACACGCAUUACUGGAAGUGAUAUGUUUGGAAAAUGGGGUAAUAUACUAUACAACAUUAAGAAAGAAGGUGGAACAGCAGGAAAAGUAAGUAAAGCAUUAUUAGUUUCAUUAUGGGGAGCAUUAUGCGAACAAAGAAAUGGACAAAAUUAUGGAGUACAUCCACGAAUAAAACCAUUCUUAUUAGCAUCUGCACGAAAAAGAAUAUCAGAAAUCGUGAAACCAUUAAGAAAUCGAGUAAAGCGCAUUCAUACGGAUGGAUUUAUAGUAGCAGGGCAAGUAAAUCUCAAAACAGGUAUAGAAAUGGGAGAGCUAAAAUUCGAGAAAAGAGGAGUUUGUGUAGUAAAAAAUUAUAAAGAGCGGAAUACAAAGUUAACAGUAAAAAGUAAAGCACCAAAAAGAUAUGAUAUAAAUCUUCCGAAUGAAAUUAUAAUAGAAAUAUUUCAACAUUUACGAACACAAAAUGAUAGCUUAUGUGGUAAUAAUGAAUUAUUGUUUCCA